This is a messenger RNA of Nezara viridula (southern green stink bug), 534 nucleotides long. The record is from the annotation of a GenBank genome assembly. Lineage: Eukaryota; Metazoa; Arthropoda; Insecta; Hemiptera; Pentatomidae.
UGUCUUUAUUUCUAUUAGCUCUUUACACUAACGAAUCAUGAGGACAAAGAACAACCUUUUUCUAGCUGGUAAUCCUACCUUGUACAUGUUUCUAUUAGUAAGGAAGGAAAAGAGCGUUUCCAAAAAUAAAAUCCUGUUGGACAAUAGAGGAGGAGUAAUAUGUCCCGAGGUUGUUGGGGAAAUAGAAAAGGGCAGGCUCCAUAAACCACAAUAUCCUGCUCCUUUGAUUGUGGGCCUUGCGCAGGCUUCAUAAUCCUCUUCACAGUUUCCCACCACAUUCAUCACUCACUCCCCCUUCAUCUUCUCCUAUCUCUUUCCUCUCCGCUAAAUUAAUCAAGGCCUCCCGGAAUCGUUACCUCAUCCCGCCCCGGUGCCUGUUCUUGUCGGCUCAUGCAUUUAUUACUUGGAGGGCUCACUUUGGGAAUUAGCAAUGAACAAAUUUUGGCAAAGACAUAAAUUAAAUCAAACAUCACAGUUUGUACUUGUGUAACGAAAAACUAAUUUGAACUAAUAUUAUUUAUCGAUUGCGUAAAU